Molecule: messenger RNA, 2260 nt
Organism: Scleropages formosus (Asian bonytongue)
Lineage: Eukaryota; Metazoa; Chordata; Actinopteri; Osteoglossiformes; Osteoglossidae
Product: dickkopf-related protein 3-like
Exons: 7
Coding region: 705-1730 (341 amino acids)
Biological process (GO): multicellular organism development; negative regulation of canonical Wnt signaling pathway
Cellular component (GO): extracellular region
Molecular function (GO): receptor antagonist activity; co-receptor binding
Source: RefSeq, a predicted model, not a curated record
CACGCGAGGAUGCCGUUCCCAGACUCCGAAACCUUAGAGUCUCUGGACAUCGUGCUGCUUCCGCAAGGGGGCGUUUGUGGGAGAAGCGCGUUUUGACAACGACGGAUGAAGCGGAUGAUGAUGAUGAUGAUGAUGAUGUGAGUGAGCAUCAGUGCGGAAGGCGCUCUGACUGACAGCGGAACCCCCCAUCGAUCCGCCUCUCCAUCAUUAUUCCGUUUCUCCAUCAUCGCUCCGUCCGUCUCUCCAGCAGCAGCGAGACCCCCAUCAUCAUCAGUCAUCACCCCCCCGCACCCGUGUCUCUCCCUAGACUACAGGAGCGUCUUUUCCCCGCUCCGAGUCCGUCCAGCUCAUUUACCGGCUCCCUCCGGACACACAGCGCCGACGGGUAACAUGUCAUUUCAGCGAUUUUCCCCUUUUAUUAUGUCUUUAUAUAUUUUUUUCUCACGAACACUAUCGACAACAGCGUUGCGGACACCAGAGACGAAAUCUUCGCGCGGCACAGCGCUUUUCCUCUGAAUUUACCGUGUCUGUGCUUUUUACGGUGCUUCUGCACCGUUUCUGGAACGUGUCUGCGGUGUGGUUCACCGCAUCUGUAGUGUAUCUGUACUGUGUUUACCGCAUCUGCAAAGUGUGUGUAAACUGCAGUUUGUCUAGUUCCUCUUUUUGUCUGUGUGUAGAGUGUCUUUGCACUGUGUGUGUGGUUAAUGUACUGUACCAACAGGGUAAACUGCACCUGCACUCUCUCUUUACUAUAUUUACACUGUGUCUGCAGUGUAUCUGCAGUGCAUCUGCAUUGUGUCGAACCCGUUCCUUUGCGGCUUCGCUGCAGUGCGCAAAGGUGUUCCAGGAUGUCUCCUCCCAAGGUGGCCUUGAAGCACUUUGCUCUUCUCCUCCUUCCGGGUCUGCUGGGGGCGCUGGCCUCAGAUACCCCCCACACCCCGUACACCCCUGGAGCGAAGGAGGAUCUGCUGCUCCAGGGGACAGGGAUGCUGAAGGCUGAGGAGAUGCAGCAUCAGCUGGAGGAGGACCAGAACCAGGUGGACAAUGACAGCUCAAGGUGGACCCAGGACACACACAGCCUUCCUCUUGUUUACCACGAGGAGAACUCUUCUCUCAGGCAGCCUGGAAAUGAGUCCAUCCAGCCCGUGGAGAAGGUGGAUAAGGUAACGCACAAUGAGACAAGUGCUCCCCACUUUUCCGGAACCCUGAUCCGGUCCAGUGGCCGGGGAAACGAGAUCAGUAAUGAGUGCACGGUCGACAAAGACUGUGAGGGGGACCACUACUGCCAGAAUGAGGUGCUCCACUCCAAGUGCCUUCCCUGCAAGGGUGUGCAGGAGCUGUGCACCAGUGAUGCGCAGUGUUGCGGGGCUCAGCUCUGCGUGUGGGGCCAGUGUACGGAAAACGCCACCAAGGGUGAGCCAGGCUCCAUCUGCCAGCACCAGAGGGACUGUGGGGCAAAGCUGUGCUGCGCGUUUCACAAAGCCCUCCUUCCCCCCGUGUGCAUGGCCCGGCCAUUGGAACAUCAGCGUUGCAGAAGCCACCCAAACCACCUGAUGGCGAUGCUGAGCUGGGACCAACAGAACGAGGGACCGCUGGAGCAGUGUCCAUGUGCCCCAGGGCUGCAGUGUCAGCCGCUUGGACGAGGCUCCUUGUGCCUCCAACAACAGAGCUCAUCCAGUGAAGAGGACCUGAUGGAGACCCUCUACUCGGAGAUAGAUUACAUCAUUUGACGUCGCCUACAGAUUGUGCCCAUGGACCGCCACCGAAUGUACUUUUCUCUUCUCCGCUCCUCUGUCCACAUGGGACAUGCUCUCCUGCAACGCCUUACAGCCUAGUGUGCUUCCAGUUGUUCACACCGUGUUUUGGAUUGUACCUCUGAGCUGUAGUUCUUCUCACACCUGCAAUGUUGGAGACCAACCUGUAGUUCUUCUCACACUGCAUACUCUCCACUGCUGCACUGUUGUAUGUGACCUCCAGUCCUACUCCACCAUCCCAGAUGGAUCCAUCCAUCACCAUCACCAAGGCUUCUGGCUCUUACACAAUGUUAUAUAGGUAAAUGCUUAUAUUUAAUAAUGCUCUCUUCUACGGUAGAUGAGAUAUCCACAUGAAGACCUAAUUGUGUCUGUUCUUGGGCUGAAGAGCGGAAAAGAUGUACUGCAAGUUGCAUGUUAAUCUCUCAUUGGGCACGGCACCUUCUCUUCAAGGAUUUCUAACCCUGGAUCAGUGAGGGAGGUUGAAAUUCUUACAAAUUAAAGGUUCA